GCGGCACCAUCACCCCGCAGCACCUGCUCGCCAACCGGAAUGCGCUGCUCGCCGGAGGGAUACGACCCCAUCUUUACUGCCUCCCCAUCCUCAAGACGGAGGAGGCGGGACGCACGGACUCUGCGCCGCACGCGAUCGGCCGCAAGGAGACGGGGUGCGGAUGCGCGGGCAUCUUCAACGCCAACGCGGCGCUCGAGCUGCGGCGCGGGGGCUCUCGAGCUGUAUGCGGAGGCGUGUACGCGGACCAGUUGCCGCCGAGAGCGUUCGAGGAGGCGGGUGCCCUCGAGCACCUCGAGGCCUUCUGCUCGCUGCACGGCCCCGCCUUCUACGGCGUGCCCGCCAACGACGAGGUGGUGACGCUGCGCCGAGAGACGUGGAAGAUGGCCCACUCCCUCCCCCUCGGCAACGAGGAGGUGGUGCCCUUCCGCGCGGCGCAGCUCAUCAACUGGAGGAUGGAUGGCUGA
Messenger RNA from Emiliania huxleyi CCMP1516, 464 nucleotides. RefSeq lists its product as hypothetical. The transcript has 5 exons. Gene Ontology annotation, cellular component: cytoplasm; cytosol. Gene Ontology annotation, molecular function: dihydroorotase activity. NCBI's taxonomy places the organism in Eukaryota, Haptophyta, Isochrysidales, Noelaerhabdaceae. The record is from RefSeq and is a predicted model, not a curated record. Gene Ontology annotation, biological process: 'de novo' pyrimidine nucleobase biosynthetic process; pyrimidine nucleotide biosynthetic process. The annotation marks the transcript as partial.